This is a messenger RNA of Diaporthe batatas, 8259 nucleotides long. RefSeq lists its product as uncharacterized. The record is from RefSeq and is a predicted model, not a curated record. Gene Ontology annotation, molecular function: fatty acid synthase activity; oxidoreductase activity; phosphopantetheine binding. The transcript has 13 exons. Lineage: Eukaryota; Fungi; Ascomycota; Sordariomycetes; Diaporthales; Diaporthaceae. The coding region runs from base 292 to 8181 and encodes 2629 amino acids. Gene Ontology annotation, biological process: fatty acid biosynthetic process; secondary metabolite biosynthetic process.
GGUAUGUCGACCUAUGGGCUGGGUGAUGCCAAGUGUGCUUCGCACCAGUCAGCUCAUGAGUGCAACCCUGGGCUUGGUGCCCACAUGUCAUUCAUUGUACCCUACUCGAAGAGGUAAUAAGUGGUUUCGCUUCUAUUCCGUAUACGUCCGAGGACAUACAUGGCGCCUUCAUACGGUGGUGAGAGGUAAUAAAACAGACUUAUGUCAACUUAGAUACAUUCUUUAUUGUUUUCAGAUAAGCUUUGAAACCCAUUAUCCUGGAUAGCGCAAAUCUAAGCAUCCAGAAAAAGAAUGAUGGUAAACAUGGAGCCCAUAGCGGUCACCGGAUUCUCCUUCAGGCUGGCGCAGGGGGCUGAAGACGAGGCCAGCCUUUGGGAUGUCCUUGAGAGUGGCAGAAAUGUCAUGACACCAUACCCCGAGUCUCGACUGAAGAACAUCGAUGCUUUCCACGAGGCAGACUCUGAUGCCCGAAAUAAUCUACCAUCAACAGGAGCUCACUUCUUGAAGGGAGAUCCUGCUGCUUUCGAUGCACCAUUCUUCUCCAUCACAUCCAAAGAGGCGGCCGCCAUGGACCCUGCCCAGCGCAUGCUGCUUGAAACAGCGUAUCGAGCCCUAGAAAAUGCUGGGAUUCCACUCGAGCAUGUCGCAGGCACCAACACAGCAGUCUUCUCUGGUUCCAUGAUAGAGGAUUACAUGAGAAUCACGGUCAAGUGUCCCGAUGAGGCCCCGACACAUAUGACCACUGGUACAUCGCCGGCUCUAUUAGCCAACAGACUCGGUUGGUUUUUCGACCUCAGGGGACCAAAUGUGCAAGUAGACACUGCUUGUUCAUCGAGCAUGACCGCCACACAUCUAGCCUGUCAGAGCUUACAGAGAGGAGAAGCUUCUAUGGCACUAGUCACUGGAUCCAACCUCAUAUUGAGCGCGGAGAUGUCCAUGUACCUUGGCAACCUCAACCUCCUGUCCAAGGACAGUCUUAGCUACAGCUUUGACGAGCGAGCGAAUGGAUAUGCACGAGGCGAGGGCAUUGUAGUGCUUGUGAUGAAGAGGCUCAGUGAUGCCAUAAGAGAUAGAGAUGUCAUUCGCGGAAUCAUCAGAGCAACAGGAGCGAAUUCAGAUGGUCGAACACCGAGUGUCACUCAGCCAAGCGUCACCGCCCAAGAGGAGCUCAUCAGAGGCAUACACCAUAGAUACAAUCUUGGUCUUGAACCGACACGCUAUGUAGAAGCUCAUGGUACGGGAACGCAACUUGGAGAUACAACCGAAAUGAAGGCCCUGGGUAGAGUCUUCAAGUCGACCCGUUCUCGAAAAGAGCCUCUCUUUGUAGGCUCGCUCAAGGCAAACUUUGGCCACACAGAGGGCGCCAGUGGCCUUGCCAGCAUUCUCAAGUGCAUCAUGAUCCUCGAAAAGGGCAUCAUUCCACCCAAUGCAUUGCUCGAGAAGCUGAACCCCAAGAUACCCUCGAGGCUCGGCAUUAUACAGGUUCCUACAAAAUGCAUCACUUGGCCAAGUGACGGUCUGCGCCGAGUUUUGAUCAACUCAUUUGGGUUCGGUGGCUCCAAUGCACACGCCAUCAUGGAUGAUGUGCGGAACACCUUAGAAAGUCUCGCUACCAACGAGGCUCGCCGCGCUCUAACCAUCUUGCCGCUUCCGAGCCCGACACAGAAUGGAAAUGGCAUCCCAAACGGUGAUGGAAUACCAAAUGGUCAUCAAAUCCCAAGCGGUGAUGAAACUCCAGUUUGUGCCAAUGGAACAAGUCCUCUGUCCGUUAAUUGCAGCCAGAAGCCCAUCCCAAAGGGAAUCGCGCGGGCAAAGUCCGAGAAUGAGGCGGCCAACCAUGUGCGUUCCUACCACACACAUUCAAAGUACGAGCUGCUCGUGUGGUCCGCGAGGGACGAGGCCGCAUUGACAACCAUUUUGCAAGACCACGAGCGGUACUUCGCAGCCAACAUCCAUGGGCCCGGCCAUAGACUGGAGCAAUUUGCUUACACUCUUGCCGCUCGGCGCAGCGUCAUGAACUGGAGAUGCUUUGCUGUAGUGGGUAUGGAUGACAUAAAUGAGGGCCCUGCCAGGUUCCGGCUUUCCAAACAAGUCCGAGUCUCUCGUGAGAAGGCCGUAGCCUUCGUUCUCACCGGCCAAGGGGCCCAGUACGCGCGCAUGGGACUGGAACUCCUACGAUACCCCGUUUUCCAGUCCUCGCUAAUCAGGGCAAACAAGGUCUUCUCCGAAAUGGGAUCUGGAUGGUCUGUUAUAGACGAGCUACAGCAGGGUACACAGCUUCACACACCCGGGAUCAGCCAGCCUCUGUGCACAGCUCUCCAGCUUGCUCUCAUUGAUCUGCUUGACACAAUUGGUCUUAUUCCGCAAGUCGUGGUCGGCCACUCGUCAGGAGAAAUUGCCGCGGCGUAUUCCGCCGGAGCACUGUCAUUUGAGUCGGCUUGCAAAGUCGCGUUCCACAGGGGCCGACUUACAGAGCAACUGGUAGAAUCGAUGAGGGAAGACCCCGGUGCUAUGAUGUCUGUUAAUAUCCCGGAAGCCCAUGUCGAUUCCUACCUGGAGCGUGCCGGGCUGGAAGUGAGACCGAGUGCCAGGGUAAUACAUGUCGCGUGUAUCAACAGUCCAACUAACGUGACUCUGUCUGGCAACGAGAAGGCCAUUGAUGGACUGAAAAUCUGCCUUGACAACGAUGGAAUAUUCAACCAGAAAUUGAACACAGGGGUCGCUUACCAUUCACCCGCCAUGCAAGCCAUCGCCGAGGAGUACCUCGCAAGUAUCGACUCUCUCAAGGCACGACCUUCAGCCUGCAAAACGGCCAACUUCAUGGUAUCCUCAGUGACUGGGCAAAGCAUCUCACCAACUUCACUAUCGGAUGGGCAAUACUGGGUGGAUAACCUAGUAUCACCUGUCCGAUUUGCCGAUGCACUACAAUACAUCGUCCUUGGGGCAACUAAGAUGGAUCACGGUCUGAAGACGGUGACGGAUUUCCUUGAAGUUGGACCCCACGCAGCUCUGCGAAGGCCUGUGCAAGACACUUUGAAGCAGGCCAUUGGCAGCGCCAGCUUCAGAUACGCAUCCCUACUGUCCAGGUUCGAGUCGCCAGUGAAGAGUAUGCUCAACGUAAUAGGAUCGCUCUUCACCCAUGGAUACCCAGUCUCCAUCAUGACGGCAAUGCAAAAAGCUGAAGACAGCGAGACACAUCCAGCAUACCUAAGCGAUCUUCCCCAGUAUCCCUUUGACCACUCCCGACUGUACUGGCACGAGUCCCGUAUCAGCCGCGAUUGGCGCUUCCGUGCGGCCGUCCCGAGGACAGUCUUGGGCACACAGUCGCCCGAUUGGAAUCCGCUACUCCCUCGAUGGCGAAAGCUGCUGAGUGUGGAGGACAUGCCGUGGAUUGCAGAUCAUGUAAUUGACAGCAGCAUCUUAUUCCCAGCGGCAGGGAGUAUCAUGAUGGCUUUAGAGGCUGUGAAGCAGAUGGCCAAUCCUCAUAAACACAUCCUCGGCUACUUCGUCAAAGAAGCUUCUUUUACAAGCCCUAUCAUCGUCCAUCGAGAUCGAACAACCGAAGUGACGACAGCCCUGCGCCCUCUCAGCGAGGCCUACGAGAAGACUUCUCAGCGCUUCCAAGUUCAGCUACUCGCUUAUAUCGACACAUUCUGGAGCGAAUGUUUCAAUGCCACCAUCCACAUUCAAUAUGAAGAUCCACAUACCGAGGUCGACGGAGGACAAGAAGCAGAACAUGAAACUCAGCGCCUUACUCAACGCUAUAUGCAAGCUAAGGAUGGUUCAACCAGGCACAUCGACAAGCGCAGAUUUUACCAGUGGCUGGAUGAACAAGGCCUGAAAUAUGGCAAGCAGUUUUCAUUGGCUGAUGAUGUGUACUGGGACGGCCAUGCGCAGUCGUUAGCAAAGGUCAAUGUUGAACCCCCCAUGGAAGCUUAUGCUGGUACUGUUCACCCCGCUGUCUUCGAUGCGGCCUGCCAGGUCUGCUACGUCGCUCCGUCAGGAGGCAUGUCGGAAUCCUUGCCAGUCAUCGUCCCCCACAGGAUGCGGUCUACCUGGAUUUCGGCCAAGGGGUGGCAGUACCCCGAGACGAAGCAAAUUAGGGUGGCGACGGAGUCGAGGUUGAAAACCGUCGGUUCUGGCAUCCAGGCGUCGGCCGUGAUCCUGGGCGACGACGGAUCGCCGCUCUGCUACGUUGAUGAUUUUGAGCUUUCUCCUGUUCUGAGCAGCGAUGCAAGCGACAGUGCCAAGAAGGCAAAGUCACUGCAUCGUAUCGAAUGGAAACCACAGCUGUCUUUGCUCGGCUCAGAUGCGUUGCAGACCUACUGCGGUGGUCGCUCUUCUGGGGGCGAGGAUGGACCUGCAGACGAAGAACUUUCCAAGCUCAGGAAAAGACUGCAGUCUAUUGUGCAAGUAAACGCUCCAAAGCUAAGGGAUUUGGAUCUGUCAACGCUACCCCUUCAUAUUCAAAAAUAUGUGCUAUGGGUUCUCAGCCAAGACGAGUCAUUUCAAGACAGCGCAGUGGCAACCCUUGCUGAACCAAGCCCAAAUCUCAUUCCAGAGGAUCUAUUGAAACGACCAUCCUGGAGGAUCUUCUCAGAGAUCUCCCAGUAUCUAGCUGACAUUAUCGAUGGCACAUGCGAUUCAAAUGCACAGCUGCCCUCGCUACCAGCGAUCCAGGACUUCCAUCAAAGUCUCCUUGCCCGUGUCUGCGAUGCCAGACUAGCUCGUUUCCUGGACCUUUUAGUGCAUCAAUCCCCCGGGCUAAAGAUCCUGGAGAUUGGCUCUGGGGGUGACCUAAGAGCAAUCAAUGGUUUCCUGUUGUCUGCACUUACCGAAGUCGAGCGUCGAACGGGUGGAGUCGCCUUUGCUGAAUACGUGUACACUGACGCGUCUGCGGAGUGUCUCGACCAGGCCCUAGACUCACUAAAAGAUCACAAAGAUCGGGUGGUAUGCAAAACCUUAGAUUUCAAUGGAGACACGCCCGAGCAAGGCUUUGAGGCAGGUUCGUUUGACUUGAUCGUGGCUUGCUAUCUUUCUCGUACAGCCAGCAAUUUGUCAGCAACUCUGCGAAACAUUCGACGUGUCUUAAAGCCAGAGGGUCAUCUUCUUCUAUUUGACAUUACUGCGACGGAUCCUCUCAUCACAAACUUCGCCUUUGGAGUCCUGCCGAGGUGGUGGUCUUCUGAGAAUGAGAAGACCCAUUUUGAGAGACCUUCCAUGACAGACGCUCACUGGCAUUCUCUACUGCAAGCAAAUGGAUUCUCUGGAAACGACCUGGUCAUAAGAGACUACGAGCCCGAUCCUGCGCAUCACGCGAGUGUCAUCCUCUCAACUGCCAUCGAUGCGCCCACAACCUCACAAUCCGUCACUCAAGGCAGGGCACUGCUGGUCGUGGAUGAUGACAACGAAUUCCAGAGGAGUGUGGCAACAACCUUGGCCACGGAUAUUUCUGCCUCAAGCGGGCGCCAGACUCAUAUAUAUCCCGUCACUGCUUGCGGAGAAGCCAAAGUGGUAGGAAGCGAUUCAGUGGUGUUCCUCGCAGACAUGGGCAGUCCUUUCCUGGCCAAUGUCCCCGAGCCCACAUUCGAUCUCGUCAGAAGCUGGGUACACCAGGCAAGCAACCUAUUAUGGGUUGCUUCUGGGGAUAUUCAGGACACUUCGUCAUCAGCAAGCCAAUUCGCCCACUCUGGUCUCAAGGAUGGGUUCCUUCGAACGCUUCGCACUGAGUUCGGCGACAAGCUCAUCGUAAAUCUGUCGCUGGAGGAGCUCGGGCAGAAUGAAGGCAGCGCCGCCAGUGCUGCCAGGCAGAUCGCCAAGAUUUGGGACUGCGCAUUCAUUGCUGCUGCUCCAAGUGCGUCUCCGUCCGCCGAGAUCCAGUACCGCAUCCAGAACGGAGAAUUCUUAGUGCCACGCCUAGUCGAGGACAUCAACAUGAGCCGGGAGCUAGCCUCAUGCACUCAGCCUGAAACGCGGACCGAGCCAUGGCUCCCAGGACCGCCGCUGAGGCUGGACAUGGGGAUGCGUGGACAGCUCGAGACGCUGCGUUUCGAGGAAGACACAGAGUAUCACAGCGCGCCUCUGGCGCCAGGCGACGUCGAGAUCGAGGCCCGGGCGUGGGCCGUCAACUUCCGCGAUAUGUUCGGCGCGCUGGGGCGGCUGGAGCACGAGGCCUUCUCGUUUGGGACGGACUGCGCUGGCGUGGUCACCAGGGUCGGCCGAGGUUGCUCCAAGGUCAAGCCGGGAGACCGCGUCUGCAUGUUCUUGUUCGGUUGCAUGCGCAUGUACCCCCGGGCAGUCGAGCGCCACAUCGUCCCCAUCGACGAUUCGCUGUCGUUCGAGGAGGCCUGUGCCGUGAUCAAUCCUGCACUCACGGCCUGGCAGGCUCUGAUGGAGGCAGCGCGUAUACGCGCGGGUGACAAGGUGCUGAUCCAUGCGGCUUCUGGGGCGACGGGGCAGUUGGCUGUGCAGGUUGCGCAGCUUGCCGGCGCCGAGGUGUUUGCGACUGUGGGUUAUGACCAUAAGAAGAAGCUGCUGAUCGAACAGUAUGGCAUUCCAGAGGACCAUAUCUUCUACAGCAGAAACACCUCGUUCGCAAGCGGGAUCAAGCGGGUGACAGGGGGCUACGGCGUCGACGUUGUUCUCAACUCGCUGGUGGGAGAAGGCCUGCGUGCGUCGUGGGAAUGCAUAGCCCCUUAUGGACGAUUUAUAGAGAUUGGGAAAGCUGACAUCAACGCGAACUCGUCGCUGCCUAUGGGGCAAUUCGCAAAGAAUGUGAUGUUCUGCGCGGUCGACCUGGGCCACAUCUCAAAUGACACGGGUAGCAGGGAGCUAGCAAGCAGCCUCUUGGAGAAGGUCAUGAGCCUCGCUGCCGACGGCAGUAUCUAUUAUCCUCGGCCUUUGCAUGUGUUUGAUGUGGGCGCGGUGGAAGAUGCCUUCCGUCAUUUCCAGAGCGGCCACAGCGCGGGUCGGAUUGUCAUCCGAGUGGAACGCGACAUUCAAGUCCAGAAGCAUCUAAUCCACCAGAGGAUCUGGUCAUGCAAGACUGAUGCCUCCUACCUCGUCGUUGGAGGGCUCGGAGGGAUCGGUCGAUCCAUUCUCAGGUGGCUAGUGAAGCGGGGAGCGAAGUACCUGAUCGUCCCAUCGAGAUCAGGAUUAGCAGAUUCUGGACCUGCUACUGAUGUCGUAAGAGAGCUUCGAGAGCAAGGCACCAUGGUGGUGACACCAAAGUGUGAUGCCUCGUCUCUCGACUCAAUCGCAUGUGUGCUGGACGAGUACGGUAGAACGAUGCCAGCGGUCCGUGGAUGCAUCAAUGCAGCCAUGGAGCUGAACGACUCCAUUUACGACAACAUGACCCAUGAGCAGUGGUCUAAUACCAUCCGCUCCAAGGUCCCGACCUCUUGGAACCUUCAUCUUCUACUUCCAGAUGUUGACUUCUUCAUCAUGUUAUCGUCUGUCGCCGGAAUCCUGGGGCAUUCAGGCCAGGCCAACUACGCAGCCGGUUGUACGUUCCAAGACGCGCUGGCCCACUACAGAAUGUACCACGACCAGAAUGCUCUAUCCAUUGACCUUGGCGUAAUGGGAGAUAUCGGUGUCGUGGCAGAGAGUGAGGGGCUGCAGCGACACUUCGAGCGGACCCAAGGCCUCGAUGCGAUAUCUGAGAACGAGUUCCUUGCCCUGCUGGACAUGUGCUGCGACCCCGCGAGGCCCACGAUCGCUUGCGAUGCCUCCGCAAGUCAGUUGCUCGUGGGCCUCACGACACCGGCCGAGAGGAUUUCCCGUAUGCUAGAGCCCCUAGAACCUCUCGAGCGCCCGCUAUUUUCCUACUUCAAGUGGCCCCGAGGCGGCGCCAUGCAGAACGCUGGCUCUUCAGGCGGUGAUGCCGUCGCGGUCGCGGAGUUGUUCCGGCAGGCGGAUUCACCCGAGGACCGAGCCGCUGUGGUUGUGGAUGCUCUCGUCAACAAGCUGGCUCGAGCACUCACCAUCAAACCUGUUGAUUUGGACGUGACGCAACCUCUGCAUGCCUUCGGCGUAGACUCUCUUAUUGCGGUGGAGCUACGGAACUGGAUGGGGAAACAGUUUGCCGCAGAUGUGCCGGUCUUUGAAAUUAUGGGUGGUAGCACUGUGCUAGCCGUUGGAGAGCUAGUGGUAAAAGUUAGCCACAUUAUAAGAAAGGCUUAGAGUAUAAUUAUAGAGAGAAGUUAGUCUAGUAUUUAUAUUUAUAAAGUAACUUUUAUAUUAAAUUUAUUAAAUUUAAAA